AUGAUCCCUACCUUAUUGACCACAACUUCUGUAUUUAUUAUUGCCUUCAUUGCUGCUCCUCCAGUAGAUAUUGAUGGUAUUCGUGAACCUGUUUCUGGAUCUCUACUUUACGGAAACAAUAUUAUUUCUGGUGUUAUUAUCCCUACUUCUGCAACUAUCGGUUUGCACUUUUACCCAAUUUGGGAAGCUGCUUCCAUUGAUGAAUGGUUAUACAAUGCUGGUCCUUAUGAGCUAAUUGUUCUACACUUCUUACUUGGUGUAGCAUGUUACAUGGGUCGAGAGUGGGAACUUAGUUUCCGUCUGGGUAUGCGUCCUUGGAUUGCUGUUGCAUAUUCAGCUCCUGUUGCAGCUGAAAAACGCUAG
Molecule: messenger RNA, 363 nt
Organism: Benincasa hispida (wax gourd)
Lineage: Eukaryota; Viridiplantae; Streptophyta; Magnoliopsida; Cucurbitales; Cucurbitaceae
Source: RefSeq, a predicted model, not a curated record